AUGAUCAAAACAUUAAGAUUCAAUAAAAUGAGUAUUAAUAAACAAUUUUCAACUAGUGCUUUAAAAGGAGAUUUAUAUAAAUAUCAAAGUAAAUUACCUAAAUUACCAGUACCAACUUUACAGGAAACUAGUGAAAAGUAUUUGAAAACAAUUGAACCAUAUCUUUCUCAAGAACAAUUGAAAAAAUCAAAGUCAUUAGUUGCCGAUUUUGUUAAAAGCGGAGGAGUUGGAGAAGUAUUACAAAAUCGAUUAAUUGAAUUUGCUAAAGAUAAGGAUAAUUGGUUAGCUGAAUGGUGGGAUGAUUAUGCUUAUUUAUCCUAUCGUGAUCCUGUAGUACCAUAUGUAUCAUAUUUUUUCAAUCAUAAAGAUAUUAAUACUAAAAUUGGUAAGGAUCAAUUAUUAAAAUCUUCAUUAAUUGCUUAUUACACUACUAAAUUUUUAAUUGAAGUUGAAAAUGAAACUUUAGAACCAGAAAUUAUUAAAGGUAAUCCAUAUUGUCUGAAUGCUUUUAGAUAUAUGUUUAAUAAUUCUAGAGUUCCUCAUGAGGGAAGUGAUUUAACUAAAAUGUAUAAUGGUAAAGACCAUAGAUAUUUUAUUGCUAUUUUCAAAAAUAAUUUUUAUAAAGUUUAUCAUCAUGAUUCAAAUGAUGAAUUAUUAUCCAAGACUGAUAUUUAUAAUCAAUUAUUAGCCAUUACUCUUGAUAAUCAACCAAAGGGUGAAGGAUUAGGAGCAUUAACCUCAUUAAACCGUGACGAAUGGUUAAAAUCAUAUAAUUCCUUGGUUAAAUCUCCAAUUAAUGAAGCAUCUUUAGAAAGUAUUUUUGCUUCUUCAUUUGUUAUUUGUCUUGAUGAUAACACUCCAAUCACCAUUGAAGAAAAAUCCAAGAAUAAUUGGCACGGAGAUGGACAAAAUCGUUUCUUUGAUAAACCAUUAGAAUAUUUCGUUAGUGCCAAUGGUAAUUCUGGAUUCUUGGGUGAACAUUCUAAAAUGGAUGCUACCCCAACUGUUCAAUUGAAUAAUUAUGUUUUACAAGAAAUCAGUAAAGAAGAUUCCAACCAGUUUAUCAAUGACGUUAAUUCAAAUUUGAAGAAAUUGACUCCAGAAUCAUUAAAAUUUGAUAUUAAUCCAGUGGUUAGACAAGAUAUCAAAGAUGCAAUUGAGAAAUUUGACCAGACCAUUGCAUCUCACGAUGAAGAAGUAUUCCAAUAUUAUGGAUACGGUAAGAAUUUGAUUAAGCAAUUUAAAGUUAGUCCCGAUGCCUACGUUCAAAUGUUGAUUCAAUUGGCGUACUAUAAAAUGACCGGAAAGGUUAGACCAACUUACGAAUCUGCUGCCACCCGUAAAUAUUUAAAGGGACGUACUGAAACCGGAAGAUCGGUUUCCAACGAAUCGAAAAAAUUUGUUGAAACUUGGACCUCAUUUGAAUCUAGUAACGAAGACAAGAUUGCCACUUUCCAAAAUGCAUGUAAACAACAUGUCAAGUAUUUAGUGGAGGCUGCCGAUGGUAAAGGUGUUGAUCGUCAUUUCUUCGGUUUACAACAAAUGUUACAACCCGGGGAAGACAUUCCUGCCGUUUUCAAGGAUCCUGUUCACAAGUAUAGUUCUACUUGGUAUAUUUCAUCUUCGCAAGUUCCUUCAGAGUAUUUCCAAAGUUGGGGAUGGUCUCAAGUUAUUGAUGAAGGUUUUGGUUUAGCUUAUUUGGUUAAUAAUGACUGGUUACAUGUUCAUAUCAGUUGUAAGAAGGGUAAUGGGUUAAGAUCAGACUACUUGAAGUACUACUUGACCGAAGCCGCCAACGAGUUAAGAGAUGUUUUGAAGACUACCUUGCCAUCCAAGGCCAAAUUGUAAGAAAAAAAAAAAAUAUUAGAUAAUAAGAAAUAAGAAAUAAGAUUUAUCAAUUAACGUAAUAAGUAAUGUAAUAAGUAAUGUAUAAGUAAUGACAGGUGCGUAUGCCAGGUACAGGGGCAGGAGAUGUACGGAGGCUCCCCGGAAGUUUAAAUUAGCAGCAUUUUUUGUUGUAACCGUUGAAAGUCCAACUUGACAAGGGAUGCUACUGGAUAGCACCCACCACCUCUACUUCGGUGAAGAUCAUUAGCACAAGCAGACUAAGCGAGUGUUU
Molecule: messenger RNA, 2119 nt
Organism: Hyphopichia burtonii NRRL Y-1933
Lineage: Eukaryota; Fungi; Ascomycota; Pichiomycetes; Serinales; Debaryomycetaceae
Gene: CAT2
Product: carnitine O-acetyltransferase
Exons: 1
Coding region: 1-1848 (615 amino acids)
Biological process (GO): carnitine metabolic process
Cellular component (GO): mitochondrion; peroxisome
Molecular function (GO): carnitine O-acetyltransferase activity
Source: RefSeq, a predicted model, not a curated record